This is a messenger RNA of Oryza brachyantha (malo sina), 1387 nucleotides long. Its product is annotated as peroxidase 16-like. The record is from RefSeq and is a predicted model, not a curated record. Gene Ontology annotation, biological process: hydrogen peroxide catabolic process; response to oxidative stress. The transcript has 3 exons. Gene Ontology annotation, molecular function: peroxidase activity; heme binding. Lineage: Eukaryota; Viridiplantae; Streptophyta; Magnoliopsida; Poales; Poaceae. Bases 1 to 1089 code for a protein of 362 amino acids.
AUGGAUGAGAAGCUCGCAGUGCGAGGUGGCCACACGCCAUCAAUCUUCUAUAUAAACGCAACGUUCCAAUCGUUUGCAAACCAUCACCUCGAGCUCAAUCAGUUUAACACCUCGAGCUUGUUUAAGCACAAGUGGUGGUGGUGGUGCAGGAUGAGGAGCUUCCGUUUCGUCUUCCUCGCGCUGGUGGCGAUGUCGCCAUUGGUGGCGGCGCAGCUGACGCAGAACUACUACGCCAGCAUCUGUCCCAACCUGGAGAACAUCGUGCGCGGCUCCGUCCAGAGGUCGAUGCAGCAGUCACCGAUCUCGGCGCCGGCGACGCUGAGGCUCUUCUUCCACGACUGCGCCGUCCAGGGGUGCGACGCGUCGAUCCUGAUCAUAAACCCCAACGGCGACGACGAGUGGCGCAGCACCGACAACCAGUCGCUGAAGCCGGAGGGGUUCCUGACGGUGAUGGCCGCCAAGGCGGCGGUCGACAGUGACCCCCAGUGCAAGAACAAAGUGUCUUGCGCCGACAUCCUCGCCCUCGCCACCAGAGACUCCGUCUUCCUGAGCGGAGGGCCGAACUACGCGGUGGAGCUUGGCAGAUUCGACAGCAGGGUGUCCACCAGGAACAGCGUCAACCUGCCGCAUGGCAACUUCAACCUCGACCAGCUCACCGGCUACUUCGGCAGCCUCGGCCUCAGCCCGACCGACAUGAUCGCUCUCUCCGGGGGUCACACCAUCGGCGCGGCGUCGUGCGGCUUCUUCGGGUACAGGCUCGGCAGCGACCCAACCAUGGACCCGAACUUCGUGAGUACGCUGCGCGGCAACUGCGCGGCCGGCAGCGGCGGCUUCGCGUUCCUCGACGCCGCGUCGCCGCUGCGGUUCGACAACGCGUUCUACCAGAACCUCCGCGGCGGCCGCGGCCUCCUCGGCUCCGACCAGAUCCUCUACUCCGACCCGAGGUCCCGCAGCCUCGUCGACGUCUACGCCGGCAACCAGGGCACCUUCUUCACCGACUUCGUCACCGCCAUGACCAAGCUCGGCAGGGUCGGCGUCAAGUCGGCGGGCAACGGCGAGAUCCGCCGCGACUGCAGGUUCCCCAACUGAUCGAGCCGGUCAAGUCUAGCGCGCGCGCGUACGUGACAUGGCACAUGAUGCGAUGUACGCGCGCGUGCGUGACGUCAUCUUCUUCUACCUUGAGGGUGGUGCAGCCACUGCAAGGUGCAUGUUCCUUGGGGGCCAUUGGCGCUGGGUGGAAACCUCUCUUGGAUUUUGGGAGGGGAAAACAGUUCACUGUUUGUUCAUUUUUAAGUUGUUUGUCAACGAUCCGAAUAAGUUGUAAUAUACAACGGUGUAAAAGUGAUUUGUUUGAUUUAUAUGUGUUUGACUUGACUUGGCAGCAAUU